This is a messenger RNA of Zygosaccharomyces rouxii, 1338 nucleotides long. RefSeq names its product Vps62p (gene VPS62). The coding region runs from base 1 to 1338 and encodes 445 amino acids. The record is from RefSeq and is a predicted model, not a curated record. Lineage: Eukaryota; Fungi; Ascomycota; Saccharomycetes; Saccharomycetales; Saccharomycetaceae. The transcript has a single exon.
AUGGGAUGGGUUUGGCUAUCAAUAUUCAUAAAUCUGUGCCUAGCAGUAUUCGUACCAUGGGCCGAUGAUGAUCCAUUUGUCGGAUUGGAAGCUCCCCAAGACCAGAAGACGAUUCUGCCGCCGCUUGUGCCUCCAAAUAAAUUAGACGAUUCUAAUAGGAGUUUGAAGAAGAAUGGUCAAAUACCGGAUUAUAUUAUUGAUAACUGUCCACUAGUACACCUUUAUAGUGAGGAAAGGUACUGGCCAUCAGACAUUGCUGAAUAUGUUACCCAUUUUGACAUCAAAGAUGCUCAAGGUAAUAAUGUCACUGACCCCCUUGAAACGUUAAAAUUAUCCAGCUUACAACUAAACUACUAUUACAAACUUUUUAAUGGCACUUACAAUAAUAUUUCAAGUCGUGAUACAUUUCUAACGAGUAGAGACGAUUUCGACAAAGAUCCUAAAUGGUUAUUGGGUUCAAGACCAGAAUACGGUACUGGUCACAUCAAAAAUGGACCUGCAGUGCUUAUGGUUGUGGAUAAGGGUAAUGGUUGGGUAGAUGCAUUUUGGUUUUAUUUCUAUCCUUUCAACUUAGGACCAUUUAUAAUGGGGUAUGGUCCCUGGGGGAAUCAUGUUGGAGACUGGGAGCAUUCUCUAGUCAGAUUCUAUAGAGGUGAACCCAGAUACAUUUGGAUGAGUGCCCAUGGUGGUGGUAGUGCAUACAGAUUCGAAGCUGUGGAAAAAGUCAAAAAGCUACGUCGUAGAAACGGUAAAUUAACUCCUGAGAUCGUUCAUAGACCGCUAAUCUUUAGUGCUAGUGGUACGCAUGCGAACUACGCAUCUGUGGGCCAACAUGCUCAUGAUGUUCCAUUUUUCUUUAUGCCACUAAGUGAUUUCACCGAUAGGGGACCUAUGUGGGACCCCUCAAUGAAUUAUUAUGCAUACGUCUUUGAUGGUGAAAAAAUUAUACCCAGUAGUGAUCGUGAAGAAUCUAUAGGAGUAAAUUGGCUUCAUUUCAGAGGACAUUGGGGUGACAAACAGUUGCCAUGGGGAGAUUCCAGACAAAGGUGGUGUCCAGUACAAUGGAGAUACAUCGAUGGACCAACAGGGCCUCUAGAUAAAAACCUACCCCGGAUGUCGUUAUGUCCCCGAUUUGUCUGGUGGAAUUUUUGGAAAGGUUGUCCGGCUAGAAGGCUAAUUAAGAAGGGCGAAGGUUUAGACGCUGAAAAGAAUGAUUUAAUUGGUGAUAAUUGUGGAAUUUUGCUUUAUAAAGUAAAACCAAGAUGGUUACGUUCCAUUUUAAGAAUAUUAACGUGGAGAGGAGUUUUGUGCUUUGUAAUGGAUUAUUUUACAGGUUAG